This is a messenger RNA of Hyaloperonospora brassicae, 2226 nucleotides long. The record is from the annotation of a GenBank genome assembly. Lineage: Eukaryota; Oomycota; Peronosporomycetes; Peronosporales; Peronosporaceae.
AUGGACCACGUUGAGACUCAGGAUCCGUUUGGCUUUGUGGGUUCGCACGUUGUGCGGAAAGAGCCGCGCACGGGAAAGGAAGAACAUGGGUGGCUCACGCGCUUCGACGACGCUCUGGACUGCUACACGCUGUUUGUGCCUGGUGGAGGAGAACCCAUGUUGCUGUCCCGAGGAGAGGUGAUGAAGUUCCUCUCGGCGCCUAAUAUCGAACUCCACGAUGACGACCACGACACGUUUCCUCCUCCAGUAAAAGACACGACUACUAGUCGGUAUGUGGGAGUACAGCUGUCUCGGCCUCGACAAGGAUCUAGUGGCAAUGACAAACGGACGGAGGGAGACGUUCGGGGUCGUGUGAAAUGCUUCCUGCCGUUUGGCGAUCGGUAUAGUGUCGAGUAUGAAGAUGGAUCGACCGACGAGAUUUUGGAGACUGCGGUCAUCGAUGGCAUGAUUGCGUUGAUCAAGUCGUCGCUCUUUUCGUCAUCUAGCCGACCAAAAUGUCGGAGCAGGUGUGUGAAACGAAGAAAGAGUGGCGCUUGUGCGACUGAAGGUGUGCAUGAACCUGUUCGGCGGAAACGACAAAGAGCAACUACUACUCGUAAUUCGGAUGCUUCGGAUAUUUCGCCAGGAUCUGUACAUGUAGCAGUAAAGAGGCUCGACGACCCACACUAUGAUGUUGUAUAUGUCGAUUUAACGGAAGCUGGUGUAGAUAGAGAAACCGAGCCCGCGCCGAACAUCUUAGACGUGAUGACCAGCACAGCGAAAAGUACUACACGAGAAAAUUCCCUCGAAAUGGCAAGUCACCCUCCGGACGAACUUAUGCACGUUGAUGAAGACGAGGUAGCUGACAAGAAUGAUAUUGUAAAGGUUCAGAAGCGCCAAGACGAAGCGGACGGCAGCAACCUUGUGGUCACUGCGCCACAGGCAGACACGGCGCGGCCUGAGACGCAAAAAGCAUCACGGUUCUAUGUCGUCGAUGCUGAACCACAUGUAGCUAUCGAACCAUUGCCGAAUCGCGUCAUGGCGUUUGAAUUUCUCCGUGUUUUGCUGCUAAGACUACUGGAUGGUCGCGAAGCGUGUGAAGUCAAGACGACCUUGCAAUGUGAGUUGCUACGCAAUCUGGAUGUGCGACCUCACGAUGCUGUGAUCCGUUUUACAGAAGCUGACGGGUUACACGUACUUAAUCACUUGCUGAACGCAUUCGCGACGAAAGAAAGCCUUGAUAGUGGCAAAAAGAAACUGGAGACUGGUGACUUACGAGAGAAUAUGCGAGAGCGAAUGGAGCGUGACGGCGAACUUCUUGAGGUGUUAAAAGUCGUGGCCAUGCUUCCAACGCCAUCGCGCGGUCAGGUUAUUGCAUCGGACAUUGGGAAGACUAUUAACGUGCUAAGCAAGGCACGUGGACCCUCGGGAGACAUGCGUGCUCUACCAACAUGCAUCACCGCUCUGGCAAAAUGGAUCAAGACUUCAUGGAUCAAAAACAUCCCGGCUUCGAAAAAUGUGCCCAAGGCUUCUGUCAACGCCCAACAAUCAGCUAGUCGACCCCAACAACAAGCACGACGCGGUGGACGCGGAGGAUAUUCUGGGCGUCCAAGUUUCCAGUCGAACCGACAGCAAGCACCUCAAAAAGGAUACAACGCUCCACGAGAUAGCACGCCGCCGAUGCCAAAGCACUCGCAAUCAAAGCAGACCACACACCCACAGCUACCAAAAGCUGCUUCUGCUCCAACACAGCUACCAGUUUCACGCCGUGCACGCAGCAGUUUGAAACCGGACUGGAUGAGACAAAAGGAGGAAUUGUCCCGCUCCCGCUUUUGCAUCGAUGACAGCAAAAACGUGGAUACAAGGUUGUAUCGGGACGAACGAGCGCACCGUCCUAGAAACAUGCCAGGCAUGGCCCCGUCAUCGCAAGUGAUCUCGCAACAGACUACGAGUUCGGAUCAGCACGAAGAUGCCGGUGGUCCGGAUGGAGUAUUUGGACGACCUCAGAAACUGCGUUUCGGCAAACGGUGGAGCACUCAAGAAUUUAGGCUUCAGGACCCGCCUGACGCGUUGAGGCAAGCCGCUGGAUAUUCGUACGCAAGGUCUCCUUAUGGUCGUUCGCAGUAUUCGGAACACUUUUCUGUGCGUGCGCGACCGGUGCCGUAUUCGUCGCGUCGGCCACGACCCAUACUGCGACCUGUCAGUCGCUAUAAAGAUGAGCCAGUCAUCGACAGUGCGAGUAAAUGA